CUCUCAUUGUAGACCGUUAAUACUUCUUCUUCUUUCCUUGAAUGAGACGUGAGAUUAAGACUAGAUUUAAGACUGCCUGCUAUACUACCCCCAGAAGACGCUAAACCCUACUAAACCCAGCAGCACCUGGUCAUGCUCACCUGGAAUAGCUCACUCUGCUGGAUGCUCUGCUUGUCUGUGCGCCUGCUUCGUCAUGUUGAAGCCGGCACUGCAAAGCUCACCCUCAACGGCCCGCGGACGCGCGUAGUCCUCGCCCGACACGACCUCCGCCUCAAUUUCACCGCAGUUGUGCCGCGAAACACCACCCACAACAUUCUGCAGUGUUACCGUGAGAAAAAAAGUGUGACGCCCGAGCACAACUUGGAGACCGGUUGGAAGGAGCGGCAUGAACAAGUGGAGGUGGUGCUCUCGCUCAACGACAGCUCGGAUUCCGGGCAGUACCGCUGCACCUUCAGAAAUGCACCCCCUGUGUACCUCUACAUACUGGCACGUGACGAGGGCUUCACGAAGCAGUACCUGUCGGACGACGUCGUCGCCCCCGUGGCCAUCCUGACGGCGCUACUGCUCGUCUUCAGCACGCUGGGGUCCGUCUACAUCUACAAGAGCCAGGCUGCUCUCGAUGGCCAUGGCGACGGUGGCACGAACGUGACCAUGGUCAGGACGAGUCAGGGGGGCGACGCCGGGGGGGCAGCGGUAGAGGACGCAACAGACGACGAGGAGGCCGCCGCCGCCGCCGACAACUCCGUCUACACAACCCUGGAGUCCCGUCCGGCAUCGAUUUAUGAAGUGCUGGAUCCAUCUGCAUCAAACAGCAGGACGCAAUCAAAGAAGAGCAGCAGGAAGAGCUCAAAGAAGAAGGAUGAAGCGGCUCCUGCAGAAGAUGGGAUAUUUGAAUCUGUCUAUGAGAAUCUGUGAUUCUUUUUUUUGUAAUGUCAUCAGUCGUCGUGUGUUGUCUUGUAAAAACAUUUACCUGAGCUGUGUGUGUGUGUGUGUGUGUGUGUGUGUGUGUGUGUGUGUGUGUGUGCGCGCGCGCGCAAGCGGCGCUGGGUUUGUGUCCACUGUGCAGCAGUCUCUUAUGAAGUUAUUGUGAUAAGCCUGUUUUUAAACUGUGAAGAUAAUGUGUCAUCGCGACGCGCUCU
Messenger RNA from Sardina pilchardus (European sardine), 1139 nucleotides. RefSeq lists its product as uncharacterized. Bases 133 to 915 code for a protein of 260 amino acids. Gene Ontology annotation, biological process: positive regulation of cytokine production; regulation of B cell differentiation; positive regulation of B cell receptor signaling pathway. Gene Ontology annotation, molecular function: transmembrane signaling receptor activity. Gene Ontology annotation, cellular component: membrane raft. The transcript has 6 exons. The record is from RefSeq and is a predicted model, not a curated record. NCBI's taxonomy places the organism in Eukaryota, Metazoa, Chordata, Actinopteri, Clupeiformes, Clupeidae.